This is a messenger RNA of Daldinia caldariorum, 1705 nucleotides long. Its product is annotated as putative 4-hydroxybenzoate polyprenyl transferase. Gene Ontology annotation, molecular function: 4-hydroxybenzoate polyprenyltransferase activity. NCBI's taxonomy places the organism in Eukaryota, Fungi, Ascomycota, Sordariomycetes, Xylariales, Hypoxylaceae. The record is from RefSeq and is a predicted model, not a curated record. The transcript has a single exon. Gene Ontology annotation, cellular component: mitochondrial inner membrane. Gene Ontology annotation, biological process: ubiquinone biosynthetic process. Bases 601 to 1641 code for a protein of 346 amino acids.
CCUCGUCCUUCACAUGACGAUAGUCGUAAAAUCGGUUACUAUAGUACAUGCACUCACCCACAAGAAGUAACAGGCAUGUUAGCUUAUGACCAAUAGGUUCAAGUGGACCAGACUGGUGGGAAUACGGUAGCUCAACAAGGUAACAUAACCCACUGCAACCUUAAGCGCCAAUCCUUCGAUGGCCAUCCAUACCCACGUAUCGGCCCCAUAGAGUUAUGAUCUAUCCAUCGGCUGCAUUUUACUAUACUAUGCACGAGAUAAACAUGCUUAUCCUAUCCGUUAUUGGAUGCUCGAUAGGAUGCGGGUUAUUAUAUCGCUGUCCGUAUGAGUUAAGCUAAGACUAACCGUCGGCGUUCAAAAUUGAGGCGGUAACCCUACUAUCUACCUCUAGGUAGGACUAGGUAUUUAGCUUCUAUAUAUCUUCUUCUAUUUCUUCUUAGUUAACUCCCUUAUACUAUAACCAACACAUCUCAACUUCGUAAAAUCCUACGAUAGUUCACACUUAUUCGUUUCUCUCGUCUUGUACCUCAAGAGGAGAUCACCAAAGCUCCUACUUUGAUUUCAACCUUCACAGGUUCUUAGGUCCUUGGGGAUUCACUUAUGGCUGUCACCUCCUCCAAGACUCCCCUCGUGCCUAAGAAGGCCGAGGAGAAGAACCCUGACCCCUUCGCCGACCUCCCGCCGUACGAGGACCCGAAGACGGGUUUCUUGUCAUGGCUUCCGCGCGCGUGGAUCCCUUACGCCCAGCUCAUGCGUAUUGACCGGCCCGCCGGUCUAUACGCCUUCUACUUCCCGUAUCUGAUCGGGCUCGCGUACGCCGCCUGCAUCGCUCCCACUGCCCCCAACCCUCUGGAGGUAUUGAAGGUCGCGGCGAUUUACCUGCCCAUGAACAUCCUCCUGCGCGGCGCCGCUUGCUCCUGGAACGACACCGUCGACCAGGAGUUUGACAGGCAAGUCGAGCGCUGCCGCCACCGGCCCGUGGCGCGGGGCGCGGUGUCCACGACCGCGGCGCACAUCUUCACCGCGUCGCUGGUCGCCGCCAUCUACCCGAUCCUGACGUUCUUUCCCGAGGGGUGCAAGCUGCACAUGGGGAUCAGCGUGGUGCUCUUCUUCAUCUACGCGCUGAUGAAGCGCGUGACGUACUACCCGCAGGUGUUCCUCGGGUUCCCGUUCGCGUGGGCGAUAUUCUUCUGCGCGGCGACGCUGGGCGUGGACCCGUUCGGCGCGUACGCGCUGCCGACGUCGGCGCUGUUCGCGGCGAACGUGCUGUGGACCAUCAUCUACGACACCAUCUACGCACACCAGGACGUCAAGGACGACGAGAAGGCCGGCGUCAAGAGCAUGGCGCUGCGCUUCCGCAACAACACCAAGCUGCUCUCGACCACCCUCGCCGUCGUCAUGGUCGCCCUGCUCGCCCUGUGCGGCGUGUGGACGGGGAGCGGCGCGCCGUACUACGUCGGCACGGUGGGCGGCGUCGCGGCCGCCAUGACCUGGUACAUCUACAGCGUGGACCUGAGCAGCCCGCAGAGCUGUGGGGCUUGGUUCCACGACCAGUUCUGGAUCGUCGGUGGCGCGCUGAUGGCCGGGUUUACGGCUGAGUAUUUGUGCCGCGUGACGGAUGCUGCAGCGGCUCGGGCAUAAUUACCUAAAUUUACCUGGUAGCUGCAAGGAAGAAAGAAUAUGUAGGACUGCUGACUGCCGAGAG